AGCACCAGCUUUGGAUUGUAACCACCAACACCACCACCAGCCGGAGCGGCAAUGGAUCUCUUUGAAUUCGACUUUUUCAGAGACUGGGAGCUUGAACAACCAUGUCAUCUGGAGUCGGAGCGCAGUGCCCUGAAGAGGAGAGAGUGGGAGAGGAGGAAUCAGGAGGUCCAACAGGAUGAAGACUUGUUCUCAACUGGAUUCAACCUGUUUGGAGAACCUUAUAAAACUAAUAAAGGUGAUGCAUUGGCCAAUCGCGUCCAGAACACGCUGGGCUCCUAUGAAGAGAUGAAAGACCUGUUAACCAGCCAUUCCAACCAGAGCCACUUGGUUGGAAUCCCCAAAGGCAGCAGUGUGAACAACAACCUGCAAACCCAAACCACUUCAACGACAGAAAGACCAGCCAUGGAGUCCCAGCUUUUCAAUGAAACCUUAAGAGGAGGAGUAGGUGGAGGAGGAGGAGCAGAGGCAGGAGGGGACAAGAGGGUGGGAAAUGCACCUUCUUCAUCUUCAACCUCCAUGCAACCUCCUGCCUCGACCACAUCGUCAUCAAGCACAUCAACGAUCCAACAUCAGAAUUCAAAGAAGUCACGAAACUCCUUGGACUGGUCACGGGGAGGCCACGGACAGAGUACACAAGGAGCAAGCCUUGUUCUUGGGUUAGGACAGAAUGGCCAGGGGCAGGCUGCAGGAGCUACCAGUGGGAGAGGGAAAAUGUCUUUAUUAGAGGAACAGCAAAUGCAACGGCAUGAAGAGCUGUUCAGCUCACUGAAAGAUGAACUAGGUCUUAAAGGAGAUUCAAGCCCUUCUUCCUCCUCUUCGUCCUCCUCUUCUUCUUCUUCUUCUAGAAGGCACUCUUCCCAACCCUCCAAAACCCUUCCUCUCCCAGAUGGUGGCAAUUUUCGAACUUCCACCAUGGAUGGUGGCCAUUUUAAGUCUUCCACUAACACAGAAAAUGGUGGACAUUUUAAAUCCUCCCCAUUUGAAAAUGAAACAGGUUCUCACUUCUCGACAUCCUCAUCCCCCCUGGCUUCCACAUCAGUUCUGACAACGCCUACCCCUGGUCUAACUACUCCCACAUCUGGACUAACAACCCCCACUUUCCCACCUGGUAGCCUAUCAGGCAAGCCAGUCGCAGUUCAGCAGAAGCCCACAGCGUAUGUUCGACCAAUGGACGGCCAGGACCAGGCUCCGAGUGACUCUCCCCAGCUUAAACCCCCGCUAGUGGCCACAGAGGGAUUCAACAGUAGUCAGGCUUAUGGAGGAAACCCUGGAAAUGUGAAGAAUAAACUGCCAAAACUGAGUCUCAGUCACACAGGGGAGGUCAGCCUUCCAAAUGACUCCAGCUGUGUUGAAGAGAUUUUGCGGGAGAUGACCCAUUCCUGGCCUCCUCCUCUCACAGCCAUACACACUCCUGGGAAGGCUGAUCAGACCAAGUUCCCAAUCCCAAACAAGGAGUCACAGCAUGUGACCUCAGGCUACAACACUCAGAAGCGAUGUAGUGUAUCAGCUAACAAGCCUGCUGCUAAACCACCAACUGCACCACAGAAGUCGAUGUUGGAGGAUGACCUGAAGAUCAGCAGUGAUGAGGAAGAGGCCGAACAACAGGUGUCUGACAAGCCCAAAGCCAGAGGCACAGCCCUAAGUGGUGCAUCGGGGAGCAGCAGUGAAUCAGAGAGCAGCUCGGAGUCUGACACAGAUGAAUCAGAGAGCAGCUCCAGUGACAGCGAGUAUAACCAGGCCUCCCGCACAAACACUCCAGAGCCUGAGCCCCCCUCCACCAACAAGUGGCAGCUGGACAGCUGGUUGAACAAGGUCCAAGCUCAAACCAAACCUUUGAUUCCCCCACAGCACCAACAUCAUGGCACAGGUUCCAUCAACCAGGGAGAGACUUUCUCUCCAGGGAGUGAAGCACCAGGAGUGGCAGCGGCUGCCAAGGCCAAGCCCUGCGGAUCCAAUAACACCCCUGUUCCAGCUGCACCAACAGUGGAACACAAGGACACGAGGGGAGCCUUCUGCCCGGGCAGAGAGAAGGCCAAGGCCAAGCUCAGCCAGAAGACAUCAGGGGAGGGCCAGAGGUCAAAGAUGAGGCUGUCACCGGGUCUGUUGUCAGGGCCAGAGGUCACGACCCCAAGGAGGAACACUACAGGGAAGAAACAGCCCAGACGGACAGAGAGGUCAAACAGUGUGGAGGAUAAUCAGAACCAGACAUGGAGCAGAGCAAACCAGCAGAGCCCUGCAGCGAGGGAGAAGGACCUAUUGCCUCCCCCCUCCGUGGAGCACCAGAACCCCCCAAGGCCGCGAAGCAAACCCCCCAGUGGGAAAACAGCCCCCAGGAAAGAGCCUCGCAUUGCUACCAACUCAAACAACAACGCAGUUACUCCACCAGCAGCACUACAACAAACCCCUGUGGCAAUACCUUCUGUCAGUGUAAACCAGGAUAAGAGGAAACACCGAGGCCCAAGCACCAGAAUCACACCCAAGUCCCGAGAAUUCAUUGAAACAGAUUCCUCCUCCUCCUCUUCAGAAUGCCAGUCGGAUUCAGAGGAAGCCAUCAAAAUCCCUGCUCUGCCACAGACGACACGCUCUGCGAUUAACACACAGACUCUGUCCAACACGCACAUACACACACCUCUUCUCCCAUGCCUUGGCUCUGCUGGCAGUGUGGGGAGUGUGGGAACAUUUGGAGGGAAGGGGCUGCGAGUCAAAGAUGGUAGCAAUGUGACCACUAAUGGUAGUAGCAGUAGUAAUAGUACCACCAGCAGCGCUAAUAAUGGCGGCAAUAAUAGCUGUAACUCCCUGAGCAUUAGCAACUUAAGUGGUUCAUUUGGUACUUCUGUUCCUGAUCCUGGAGGGUUAGGAGGGCAGUGUAAGGACGUGGAGUCCAUGUCACCACCCUCCAACAUAGGACACGAGGUGCCUCUCUCCCCCCUUAGGGAGUACCAAGAGAUCCAGAGUUUAUGGGUGAAAAUCGACCUGAGUUUGCUCAGCAGGGUGCCUGGCCAGGUUUUGGGAGAAAGAUCCAGGGUGGGACUUGCAGAAAGGGACGGGAGUGAAGGGAGAGACAGAGAGAGACAGGGGGAGAGGACAGGUGUGGCAGAGAGAGAAAGACAGAAGCAGGAAGACAGAGAGUGGCCAGGGCUGAGAGAAAGACAGAAGUUAACUAAAGGGGAAAGACCAGAGGAAGAAAAUGAACGAUUAGUGCAGGACAGAGAGAGGCAAGGCGACAGAGACAGAUUACCAGAGAGAGAGAGGCAGACAGAUAGAGAGGACAGAGAAAGAUUUGGACUUGGGGAGAGGGAAAGGACAACGACGAGGGACAGAGAGAAGGUAUGCCUAGGUCUAGGGGUCCUGGACAACCCCCCUGUGCAAGAGCAGAGUAAUCCCAGGCUGGCUGGGAGGACGGAGAGGGGAGAGAACGGAGUUAAACACAGGAGACAAGCAGCUGGGAACAUGAUGGUCCCAACAGAGAAACACACCAGCAAGAACAAGAGGAAACACAAGUCGGACCACACUGAGUCAUCAGUCAAUGGCAAUAAGAAGCUGCGAUUGGACAAAGACUGUCAGCUCCUCCCACCCUGCAUCUCUCCAAUACACAACCACAAGAACAGCUCUACAGAUAGCCCUCUGAACAGGAAGCAGUCUCGACGGCGCAACGAGAAGCUGCUUCCUCCCCUCCUGUCCCCCCUCUCUGACGAUUCUCCACGUAAACGAACCUGUGACAGCAGUUCCUCUCUCAGCCAGGAGGGCAGCACCACAGGGAUUCUGCCCUGCUCCACUACGUCCACCUCCUCCUCCUCCCACAGACACAGGAGAGCUGAGGGCAAGGUGUCGUCACACGCAAGAAACGGCAGCGAAAUGGAUCCCCAGAGCGAGAAGCCCUGUGGAGACAGUUACCAUGCCAACGGACAGUCAGACGGUGAAGUGUGGUCGGAACCACUGAUGGAACCUGCAGAACCUCGCAGGCCAAGACUGUCGUUUAGUGACACGUAA
Messenger RNA from Xiphias gladius (swordfish), 3990 nucleotides. RefSeq names its product AF4/FMR2 family member 2-like. The transcript has 19 exons. Gene Ontology annotation, biological process: regulation of RNA splicing. Gene Ontology annotation, cellular component: nuclear speck. The record is from RefSeq and is a predicted model, not a curated record. Gene Ontology annotation, molecular function: G-quadruplex RNA binding. NCBI's taxonomy places the organism in Eukaryota, Metazoa, Chordata, Actinopteri, Istiophoriformes, Xiphiidae. Bases 52 to 3990 code for a protein of 1312 amino acids.